Aspergillus alliaceus is the source of this 1286-nucleotide messenger RNA. RefSeq lists its product as uncharacterized. The record is from RefSeq and is a predicted model, not a curated record. NCBI's taxonomy places the organism in Eukaryota, Fungi, Ascomycota, Eurotiomycetes, Eurotiales, Aspergillaceae. The transcript has a single exon. The coding region runs from base 421 to 765 and encodes 114 amino acids.
AGUUAUUUACUCCUGGGUAUUUAGUUCCGACGCUUCCCUGCCAUGCCCUCAUCUCCUCUACUGCAAAUUCUGCGCGUCUGUUUUACCUUUUCGUAUCCGUUACUAUCCUUAGCCCUAGAGCAGCGCUCUUCCACACUCUUUACUACCUUGCUUACUAUACUUCUCUUCGCAAAAAUCGCCCUCUUGCUUCCUUUACGAGUAUAUACCAGUUCCUUCUAGUUUGUAACCGAGCCAUCCGAUUCUUGCCCGAUUUUCUUCAGUUCUGCGCAGCUAUAUCUCUCUGCGAUUUCUGUGUAUAUCGCACCAGCACGCCCCUACUCUUUGCGCGUUGCUGUCUUUACCGCCCCAAACGUUCUUUUGCCUUCCCCGACGCCUAUCGCCACUGCACCGUCUCGUGUCGAAUCAUCUACAGCCGUAAACAUGAAAGGUAGCACUGUUCUAUCUGUUCUCUGCCUUGCCGCGACUCAGCUUGUUGCUGCGGAGACCGUCGUCACCUCCACCUCGACAGCGACAAAUACAAUCACUAUGACAGUAUAUCGUGUGAAUGCUUUAGCUUCCGAAAGCCCCUCGGCCACGUCGCAUGACCUUGCUGCAACCACCACCGGCUCUGCCACUUCCAGUGCGCACAAAACAACUGCAGCAGGGUCAUCGACCAGCGCGGCAAGUCCUUUAGCUACGUCAGGUUCUGCUGCUGGAAUGUCCGGUGCCAAUAUGCCUGUUGCGCUGGCUGCUGGAUCUUUUGCUUUGUGGUUGGGCUACUUGUGAUCAAGUCUGAUGAUCUCUAUCCUGGGUAGUCCUUCGCGAUGAUGCUUUGAGCCUUUACCUACCAAACUCACUGUCCCAAAAUAUGGCAUUGACGAUGGGGAACACCGGAGGCCCAUCAUUGGUGGAGGUGCCCCUUUCUUGUCCUCUUGCUUUCUUGCUUUCUUUCUUUCUUUCCCUCACAUGUGAGGGGACUCUUUGUUGAUUGCUUUUCUCCUUCUCUUCAUCCAAUGCCCCGUCUUGGAUAUGACGACACACUGGAAGAAGCUGGGUGUUAAGGAAACCUAUGCCUACUCAUAUACCCCUUUUACGACCUUUUGAUUUGAUAAAAGUUGACGGUGUCCCAUCCAUGUACCCCCUUGGUUAGUUGCCGUCUAUAUGAUCAGUAUCGGUUUGCAAUCAGAUUGCGCCAUGGAACAAAAGUCGAUCGUGCACUGCAAGUGUUGCACAAUGACACUCUAUUAUCGGCAUUAUCGGUGUAUAUAAAAAAUCCAAGAUAACUUACUGGUCAAUAUUUCUUUCUC